Molecule: messenger RNA, 914 nt
Organism: Camponotus floridanus (Florida carpenter ant)
Lineage: Eukaryota; Metazoa; Arthropoda; Insecta; Hymenoptera; Formicidae
Product: leucine-rich repeat-containing protein 51
Exons: 2
Coding region: 188-787 (199 amino acids)
Molecular function (GO): protein binding
Source: RefSeq, a predicted model, not a curated record
UGGCUGUCGAAUAGAAAAUUUCUGGAAUUCACGUUCAAUAUGAGGAAAGACUAUCAUAUUACUAUGUAGUUUAUGGCAAACUGGCAAUGAACCGCGAAAUAUAAACUUGAAAUGCCAUCAAAAACAACAAGAACUUCGAAUGUUUUUCAAGAUCUGACAAGGUUACUGAUCAAGCCGAUUAUUCGCAAUGAACGUUAAUCAUUCCGCGGAGAAUCACACGUCAGAUUACAAGCGAAAUGAACGACAAGAAAUACUGAUCGCUCCACCAUUGGAUUUAUCAUUUAGGAAGGCCACCACGAUGGAAGAAUUGAUGGAAAAACGUGCACAAAUAAUACGUACGGGAAAAGCACCAGUAAGAACGUUUAAGGAUCGUUACAUGACCAGUACAUUAUGGCUAAGUAACAAUCUAUUGACUUCAAUGGAAGGCCUUCAACGUCUGGUCGAUAAAGUUCUUAAUGAUCCAAUAUAUCUCAGCUGGUUGGAUCUAUCGUUUAAUGAGAUAAACGAAAUUGGAGAAGAUAUUGAGAAGUUUAUAAAUUUGAAGAUACUCUAUUUGCAUGGCAACAAAAUUUCAAAUAUUGCAGAUACUCUGAGAUUGAGAAAACUGCAAAAUCUCAGAUCGUUGACAUUACAUGGUAAUCCAAUUGAGGAUGUUCCCUGCUACAGGGGUUACAUCAUACAUCUUCUCCCACAACUGCUUGUUCUAGACUUUUCACCAGUGAUUGCUGCUGAGAAAAAAAAGGCACUACCUACAGGAUUCUUUAAGAUGAUACAGCCUAGGAUAUGAAUAUAAAAUUUUAUUUUUUUUACGUCGUAUUGUAUUUUAUAUACAUACCUUUCUAUUUUUAUAUCUUAAUAUAUCAAGCAUUGAUUGAGAUUGAGGUGUCUCAGCUUUGCAAAAUUUAUUCGCAUGA